ACUGUUCUGGUAGCUUCUCCGAGUUGAUACAGGUCAAGCCUCAGAACGUCAACCGUCACCUGGAGAGAAGCUGUGCAGCGCGUCAAAUAACCGUGCUUGUCAUUUACCAGUCGGUCUCCGCUACUUUACCGUAUCUCCACCAUGGCUAGCUACCAUAAACCCGACGAGAAGACGCUGCAGGGCCUGAAAGACAUCGCUAACAAGUUGCGGAUCAACUCGGUCAAGGCGACGUGCGCCUCCAACUCCGGGUACGUUUUUAAAAAAGUGGUCAGAAUGAAUGUUUGGAUGUUGCGUGAUGUAGCUAGCUUAACUAGUUAGCUAACGUUAGACGUUGAACCCGUCUCGGCCUGCACGGUGUACGUGCGGAUUAUUUUCACGCAGGCGGUUGUCGUUGGUUUAGCUAGUUAAGUAGAUAGUUUCCCCUUCAGGUGUAAUUUUGUUUUAGAAGUUAAGUGUUAUUUUGACGUGGGUGUACUACGUUACCUAGUUAGCUAAAGGAGCUAGCAAACGUAGAAAUCUGCCUUAGUGAGUAACGUUAACUACAAGUAAAACUGGCAUCGUUUGAAUGACCGUAAAUGUGGAUGCACGAUCAGUCAUUACUUUUGAUCAACUAGAAUCUAGAUGACUUAUAACUGGCAUCAUGCCCGUGUUGAAUAUUUCUCAUUGUUGGUAUUUCAGUUCUGGCUACAUUUUUAGCAACGUUAAUACAAGUCACGGAGAGAUGUGCGGGUCUCGUGGUUGCCUGCGGUCUUUGAUUAAAAGAUAGCCCCCUAGUAAAAUACUGAAUAAAGGAAGAGUGUGUGUGGGUUUAGAAAUUCCCUUUGACUCCCACACUCUCUUCUAACGUUGAAUUUGCUUAGUCAUGGUCUAGCGCUGCUGCUCUAGCUUUUACCCGCAGUACGACAGUGACAUUGACCUAAACAAAAAGACUGGGCAGAGGGCUCCUCUCAUUGCAGAAGUAUUGUGUUAUUAUUGCAAAACGUCGAACUACCGUUUUUCUUUCUGACCAUUAUUGCCACAGUUCUUUCUCAACAUGACCUUCUGAAAGUGUCUGUAGGGGGUGAAGAAAGGGACACUGUACUAAUGGGGUUGGAAUGCGUCCCAAACUGCACCCUGUUUAGGCUAGAGCGCAACCUUUGACCACAACUUUUUUAUUUUAUUUUUCUCAAGUUGCGGGGUCAAAUAAAAUCCCCCACGGCCUGCCAGUUGGGGAACCCUGGCCUGAACAAUUGGAGGAACCAGAAAUGCAUACUUGGCUCCUCUUCAGUUUAUAAGACAGGCCAUUUCCUUGUAGAACUUCCUCCUUACUGUCAUGAUUUCACGCCACAGACAGGUUUGGGUGGUAUCCCGAGGUAUACGGUAUUACUGGAAGUGCACACAAGGGGUGCUAAUUUAAAAAAAAAAUAAGAAAAGAGGCAGCAUGGAUCUUGAUCCAGGCCAGGCUUGAUUGUCUUUUGAUGUAACGAAGAAACUUGAGCUAGCCUCUUAGCUAUCAAGUUAACAAACCAAAUGCAUAGCUGGAGCCCUGAGCUGGAUAUCCAUUUAUUUGGCACAUCAUAGAACUAUAAGCAGUGGAGUAGCCCCCCGAAUUAUAGAUAUAUAUAAUAUAUUUUAGCGCUAUUAAAUCAUCCCUAAAUACCCCGGUAUACGGCAUAUAAGCCUAAUACACUGUCCAGGAAAGGGAAGAAGUUUGAAGUAUGGAUCCCUACCGGUUAUCGAUAACAUACAUACAUUUCAGUCAGUUGCUCACAGGGAAACGAAUAACCUUCCCCUGGUAGAAUGGUUGAUCUGGUUUAUUUAAGACAGUCUUAUCACAACAAGCGGGAGUAUUUUAGGCCUUGCCUUAGCCUGCUAUGCUAACCCCAUUGUGAUACUGUAGGAUCAUCGUGGCGUGACACUUCCUAUAGCACUUAGAUUGCUUUUGCGCAUAAAAUCUAAACCGCUUUAGGCCUACAUAAAAUAAACCCAGCUCAAAUAUGAUUUAUAAAGGUUCAUAAUACAUGUAUGGGAACUUUGUCUAAACAUGUCGAUUUCAGCAGGUUUCAGUCACUGGAAGAUCCGCUUGGAGGUAAAUGGUUGAGAAGCAUGAGUUUUAAUGUUGAAUGAUGACAAGGUGUGGAUGUAAGUUUUUGAAUAAGACUAAUACCAAUGUGUUCCAAAUGGCACCCUAUUCCCUAUAUAGUGCACCUUUUGACGAGAGUCUUAUUUUAAUUUAUUUAACCGGGCUAGUCAAUCAAGAAGAAAUUCAUAUUUACAAUGAUGGCCCGGCAUGAGGCAAAAGGCCUCCUAUGGGGACGGGGGAUUAAAAAAACCAAAACCAGACAACAGCCUGGGACAGGGGAAUUACCCCCCCAGGACCUGGUGUCCCUGGAUGAGCUCAAAGGACAAACGGUUGAGACAAUUAGUUGUUUCUAAUAGUCACUAGUUUACGUUGCUUUAUGUAAAGAACAGUGUUCUGCUUCACACACAACCCACUGUUUGCCGUUGUAGUUGUGCCGUUGACUUUAUCCACAUUUUGUUACGUUACAGCCUUAUUCUACAAUGGAUUACAUUGUUUUUUCCUCCACAAAACUACACACAAUACCCCAUAAUGACAAAGCAAAAAUUGAUUUUUAAGAAUAUUUGGCAAAUGUAUUUUUUUUUUUAAACUAAUAGGACAUUUGCAUAAGUAUUCACACCAUUUCCUCUAAUUUGUUGAAGCACCUUUUGCAGAGAUUACAGCCUUGAGUGUUCUUGGGUAUGAUGCUACAAGCUUGGCACACCUGUAGUCCCGUGUAGCUCAGUUGGUAGAGCAUGGUGUUUGCAAUGCCAGGGUUGUGGGUUCGAUUCCAAUGGGGGGCCAGUAUGAAAAAUGUAUGCACUCACUAACUGUAAGUCGCUCUGGAUAAGAGCAUCUGCUAAAUGACUAAAAUUUAUUUGGAGUUUCUCCCAAUCUUCUCUGCACAUCCUCUCAAGCUCUGUCAGGUUGGAUGGGGAGUGUUGCUGCACAGAUAUUUUCAGGUCUCUCCACAGAUGUUAGAUCGGGGUCAAGUCCGGGCUCUGGCUGGGCCACUCAAGGACAUUCAGAGACUUGUCCUGAAGCCACUCCUGCGUUGUCUUGGCUGUGUGCUUAGGGUCGUUGUCCGGUUGGAAGGUGAACCUUUGCCCCAGUCUGAGGUCCUUGGCCCUCUGGAGCAGGUUUUCAUCAAGUAUUUUUCUGUGCUUUGCGCCGUUCAUCUUUCCCUCGAUCCUGACUAGUCUCACUGUCCAUGCCACUGAAAAACAUCCCAGGAUGAUGCUGCCACCCACGCUUCACCGUAGGGACGGUGACAGGUUUCCUCCAGACAUGACGCUUGGCAUUCAGGCCAAAGAGUUAAAUCUUGAUUUCAUCAGACCAGAGAAUCUUGUUUCUCAUGGUUUGAGAGUCUUUAGGUGCCUUUUGGCAAACUCCAAGUGGGCUGUCAUGCCUUUUACUGAGGAGUGGCUUCCGUCUGGCCACUAACAUAAAGGCCUGAUUGGUGGAGUGCUGCAGAGAUGGUUGUCGUUCUGGAAAGUUCUCCACAGUGGAAAUCUAGUGCUCUGUCAGAGUGACCAUUGGGUUCUUGGUCACCUCCCUGACCAAGGCCCUUCUCCCCCGAUUGCUCAGUUUGGCCGGGCGGCCAGCUCUAGGAAGUCUUGGUGGUUCCAAACGUAUUCCAUUUAAGAAUGAUGGAGACCACUGUGUUCUUGGGGUCCUUCAAUGCUGCAGAAAGGUUUUGGUACCCUUCCCCAGAUCUGUGCCUCGACACAAUCCUGUCUCGGAGCUCUACAGACAAUUCCUUCGACCUCAUGGCUUGGUUUUUGCUCUGACAUGCACUGUCAACUGUGGGACCUGAUAUAGACAGGUGUGUGCCUUUCCAAAUCAUGUCCAAUCAUUUGAAUUUACGACAGGUGGACUCCCAUCAAGUUGUAGAAACAUCUCAAGGAUGAUCAAUGGAAACAGGAUGCACCUUAACUCAAUUACGAGUCUCAUAGCAAAGGGGCUGAAUACUUAUUUAAAUAAGGUAUUUCUGUAUUUUAUAUUUAAUACAUUUAACCACGCCAGCCCAGGACCUCCACAUCUGGCUUCUUCACCUGCGGGAUCGUCUGAGACCAGACACACAGCUGAUGAAACUGUGGGUUUGCUCAACUGAAGAAUUUCUGCACAAUCUGUCAGAAAUGGUCUCCAGGAAGCUCAUUUGCGUGCUCAUCGACCUCACCAGGGUCUUGACCUGGGAUGCUCUGGAUCUACGUAUACAACAGCAUGUUCCAGUUCCUGCCAAUAUCCAGCAACUUCACACAGCCAUUGAAGAGGAGUGGGACAACAUUCCACAGGCCACAAUCAACAGCCUGAUCAACUCUAUGUGAAGGAGAUGUGUCCGAUGUAUUUCCAGUCAUUUGAAAUCCAUAGAUUAGUGCCUAAUUUAAUUGACUGAUUUUCUUAGUUCAUGUAACUCAGUAAAAUGUUAAAUGGUUGCAUGUUGCAUUUUUUAUUUGUGUAACUGUCAGGUAAACAUUAAUACAGAUCCUCGAAAUGCGGUGAAACUGGGUAACAUGCAUGUGAGUGGUUUCCCCAUUUAACAGCCGUUUGUGACGUGAACUGUUACUGACAGCCUGCUCUCAAUGCCUCUCUCCCCCUGUCCCUUCUCUCUCACUCUGCCGGUCCCUUCUCUCUCACUCUGCCGGUCCCUUCUCUCUCACUCUGCCGGUCCCUUCUCUCUCACUCUGCCGGUCCCUUCUCUCUCAACUCUGCCGGUCCCUUCUCUCUCACUCUGCCGGUCCCUUCUCUCUCAACUCUGCCGGUCCCUUCUCUCUCACUCUCUCUCUCUGCCGGUGCCGGUCCCUCUUCUAAUCCUACCUUGAUCUCUCCCUCUUUCCAGUCACCCCACCACCUGUUGCAGUGCAGCAGAGCUCAUGUCAGUGCUCUUCUUCCAUACGAUGCGUUACAAAGCCACUGACCCACGCAACCAGUGCAACGACCGCUUCGUACUUUCCAAGGUGAGGCACGCACACGCUCUACUAGGGCUGACCCCAUUUAGUCAACUGGUCGAUUGUUUGGUCCACAGAUUUCUUUGGUCGAGCAGUAGCAAAACACUUUUUUUAAAGGAACUCAGUCGGCUUUAAACGUACUCUUGAAAGUUGUAAUAGUAGAAUGCACAAGGUGCAAUAUCUAAAUUGGGUAGUACAUCAUCAGUUCCCCCUGUCAUGUUAGUCAUUGCAGACCUUAGAGCUAUUUAUAACUUGUCAGACAUGUCCAGAUCAACUAGCCCAUGUCUGCUAGCCCAAAUAUCACAUGAAUACACCUUACACAUGGCACAAUGUAUAGAAUUGCAAGAAAAUUAGCUUUAAAACUGCAAAAUGUUCUUUGCGCCCCAUGACAAAAUGUAUAGAAUUGCAGUAAAUAAUCUUUAAACCUGCAAAAUUCUCUCCACCAACGAGGGGUGUGAACAAUUUGUCAUGAACAGUGCUUGUGCCCAUAGAAAUAGACGUGGUGAUUCUGAAACAUCUGUGCGCUGUUGAAUUGGCGCCUUUUCCUAGACCAUGUUGCUGUGUGCAUAAUAGCAAAGUUAACCAGCAUAUUGGUGUUGAGAACAAUGUGGCGGAGGCAGCAGCAGAAUGAGGUGAGGAAACAGCCCUUGCUUUAAUUGUCUUAAGAAAAGUGAGGAGACACAUCCUGGUUGUUUGUUUUAAUAGCCUACUGAUUCCAUGCGCACCCAACCUCACACAACCGUGCCGGAUAAACAAUUUCACAUUCGGAUGUUUUCAGUCUUUGCUGUAAUAAAGGCUUUACACGUGUUUUCUUUUCUCUCUCGUUAGACAGCCUCGCUGGUAUUUUUUUGUUGUUGUAUGAAACAUGUAUGAACUCACUAACUGUAAGUCGCUCUGGAUAAGAGCGUCUGCUAAAUGACUAAAAUGUAAAUUUCCAUUUGUCUUAAUUAUUUCAUCAAACAGUGCACUUUAAAGCAUCAGACAAGCUCAGUGCAUAUAGUUGAUUUGAUUAAAACGCAUAUAUAUGGAAAAAUACACAUUUUUAAUCGAUUGGUCGGAAGAACAAACCACUGUCGGUCGACCAAGAUUUUUUUUCUUCCAGACAGCCCUGAGUUCUACGCGCUCACUGGUCACACUGGUCACCUGUCGGUUCUUUCAAUUGCACUACAUUUCCCAAGCGCCUUCGGAGUCUUGGACUGUGCUCUGAUUGGCUGUUGUGUUCUUCCAGGGUCAUGCUGCACCAAUCCUGUACGCUGCCUGGGCAGAGGCGGGCUUUGUGAAGGAGGCUGAUCUGAUUAACCUGAGGAAGAUAGACUCUGACCUGGAGGGUCACCCCACACCCGUAAGUAACCUCUAACCCCUAUAUGACCUGUAAGUAACCUUUAACCCCACUGUUAAAAGUUACUUCCAACGGAAGAGUUGAUCAUUAGGCACAAAACAGAAAACUGACAAACAGGGGAGGAACUACCUGGACUUGUCAAUAAGAAACAAUAUUUUAACUGUAAGUCGCUCUGGAUAAGAGCGUCUGCUAAAUGACGUAAAUGUAAAUGAAACAUUUUCAGUUGCGUGCCCUAAUGAACAUUGCCCAGCUCAGGUUUGACUGUUGACUCGAACUCCAACUGUUCUACAGAAACUGGAGUUUGUUGACGUGGCAACGGGGUCUCUGGGACAGGGUCUGGGGGCCGCCUGUGGGAUGGCUUACACCGGGAAACACUUCGACAAGUCCAGGUACAGACACACACCCUCCGAAGCCAUAACGCUAUCCCACAAAGCACCUCUCAUCCAGCAGUGGUGUCCUAGGAAGGUUAAUGGUCUCUCAGACAGGUGUUGAGUUAUAAACAGCCUUGUGUUCAGCAGUUUCUCUCACUACGGUCUCUCUCUCUCUCACCCACUAUGGUCUCUCUCUCUCUCUCACUACGGUCGGUCUCUCUCACUACGGUCUCUCUCUCUCACACUACGGUCUCUCUCUCGCUGUCUAUUUGUGUCUCGGUGUUGUGUGAAAGACACAAACGAAACGUAACAAUGGGAAGCAUAGAAAUAGUGCACAAAGAAACAGAUCUUCUGCUUCUUAGACUUGUUUCAAUGAGAAGGAAAUGUGUUAUAAAUCUGUCAGUGGAAAAAAGUUACAUAUUGUAGCUUUUAAAAUGAAAAUAUGUGUGUCCCUAGUUACCGUGUGUACUGUAUGCUGGGUGAUGGGGAGUGUUCGGAGGGGGCUGUCUGGGAAGCCAUGGCGUUUGGUUCCUACUACGACCUGGAUAACCUGGUGGCUAUUAUAGACGCUAACCGCCUGGGACAGAGUGAAGCUGCUCCUCUCAAACACGACAUGGACGUGUACCGCAGACGCUGCGAAGCAUUCGGGUCAGUACCCUCUCCUCUCUCCACCUGUCUUCCAAAUAACUCUUCCUCAAUCAGUAGUCUGAUCUUUUUCCUCUUCCUCAUCACAACUCCUGCUAGCGUCCCCCAUGCUAGUUUCUGAUAGGGUCCCCCCCUGUCCCCCAUGCUGGUUUCUGACAGGGUCCCCCCCUGUCCCCCAUGCUGUUUUCUGCUAGGGUCCCCCCCUGUCCCCCAUGCUAGAUUCUGCUAGGGUCUCCCCCCUGUCCCCAUGCUAGAUUCUGCUAGGGUCCCCCAUGCUAGAUUCUGCUAGGGUCUCCCAUGCUCUCAUCUCCCCUCUUACUUGAAGUCUUCAACUCUUAAAUUAAUCUGGUUGAUACUGAACAUGGUUGGUUAAUAUUUCCUGUUAAUGUGACCCUGCCUCACUCUGAAAUGUGAUGACAAUGUAUUUCUGUCUAGGUGAAACACCCAUGUGUGGUGUGUGUAACCCGGUCUUUCUCCAUGUGUAGGUGGAACACGUAUGUGGUGGAUGGUCAUGACGUUGAGGAGCUGUGUAAAGCUCUGUGGCAGGCCCAGCAGGUCAAGGGGAAACCCACUAUGAUCAUAGCCAAGACCUUCAAGGGCAGAGGACUCAAAGGUAGGAGAUGGAGGGGGACUGGGAGGGCCCUUUCUGGGGUGUAUUAACUAGGGACUAAACACAAUUAAACGGGCCGAAACCAGGAGGGACUGACCGCGACUUGUCCAAUAAGAAAUGCUGGUUGUGCACUGCUCCUCUACUUAUGAAUACCCCCAGUACUGCUCCUCCACUCAUGAAUACCCCCAGUACUGCUCCUCUACUAAUGAAUACCCCCAGUACUGCUCCUCUACUAAUGAAUACCCCCAGUACUGCUCCUCCACUAAUGAAUACCCCCAGUACUGCUCCUCCACUAAUGAAUAGCCCCAGUACUGCUCCUCUACUAAUGAAUACCCCCAGUACUGCUCCUCCACUAAUGAAUAGCCCCAGUACUGCUCCUCUACUAAUGAAUACCCCCAGUACUGCUCCUCUACUAAUGAAUACCCCCAGUACUGCUCCUCUACUAAUGAAUACCCCCAGUACUGCUCCUCCACUAAUGAAUACCCCCAGUACUGCUCCUCUACUAAUGAAUACCCCCAGUACUGCUCCUCCACUAAUGAAUACCCCCAGUACUGCUCCUCCACUAAUGAAUACCCCCAGUACUGCUCCUCCACUCAUGAAUACCCCCAGUACUGCUCCUCCACUCUUGAAUACCCCCAGUACUGCUCCUCUACUAAUGAAUACCCCCAGUACUGCUCCUCCACUAAUGAAUACCCCCAGUACUGCUCCUCUACUAAUGAAUACCCCCAGUACUGCUCCUCCACUAAUGAAUACCCCCAGUACUGCUCCUCUACUAAUGAAUAGCCCCAGUACUGCUCCUCCACUAAUGAAUAGCCCCAGUACUGCUCCUCUACUAAUGAAUAGCCCCAGUACUGCUCCUCAUCUGUUUUUUAAAAAGACUGAUGGCUCUAGUUGCAACAAUCUAAUGAUCUCUGGAUAAUGUAGAGCUAAAUAAUAUGAACUAUCUCCUGAUGCAAUAAAUGACCUGUUGCUCUCUCUCCCUCCCUCCAGGCAUAGAGAACAUGGAUAACUGGCACGGUAAGCCCAUGCCGAAGGACCGGGCCGAGGAGGCGAUUAAAGACUUGGAGGCUCAGAUUCAGAACCCCAACAAGACCAUCUGCCCCGAGCUACCUAACGAAGAUACCGCCCCCGCUGACCUCUCACCUAUCACCCUGCCCAGCCCUCCCAAUUACAAGAUCGGAGACAAGGUACACGCACCGCUGACCUUUCGCUUAGCCUGUCUGACUACGAGAUCAGGAACACAUGUUGAACUUUAGCUGUAGGCUUCUGGGUAACACGUUCCUGUCCUCCUUUCACCACUCUAUUUCUCCCCCCAGGUUGCCACUCGUAAGGCGUAUGGUGUGGCCCUGGCUAAACUGGGUCAGUCCAGUCCGAGGGUGGUGGCUCUGGACGCUGACAUGAAGAACUCUACCUUCUCUGAGAUGUUCCACAAGGCCUACCCUGAACGCUUCAUCGAGUGCUUCAUCGCUGAACAGAACAUGGUGAGAGGAGAGGGUGGAACAAAAUAUGGCCUAACCCUGAGGGGUGAGUAGAGGCCCUGAAUGAACUGGACACCCCGAAGGCCUUCUCAAAAGUACCCACGUGUCCUGAUUGGAACUUAAGGCCACAUAACAUUGGUACUAGACAACAGGAUCGACAGUAGCAGCAGCAUGUGUUGGGGUGGAAGUGAGUGUGUGUGUGUGUGUGGGUACCGUCAGUGUGUGUGCACAGUUGGUGCAAAAAGGGUCAAUGCAGGUAGUCCAGGUAGCCAUUAGAUUAGCUAUUUAGCAGUCUAUGGGUAGAAGUCUUAUGGCUUGGGGGUAGAAGCUGUUCAGGGUCCUGUUGGUUCCAGACUUGGUGCACUGGUACCGCUUCCCGGUGCGGUCGCACAUAAGUCUGGCUUUGGUGGCUGGAGUCUUUUGACAUUUUUUGGGGCCUUCCUUUAACACUUCCUGGUAUAGAGGUCCUGAAUGACAGGGAGCUCGGGCCAAGCAGUUGCCAUACCAAGCAGUUGCCAUACCAAGCAGUGAUUCAGCCAGUCAAGAUGCUCUCGAUGGUGCAGCUGUAGACCUUUUUGAGGAUCUGAGGGCCCAUGCCAAAUCUUUUCAGCCUCCUGAGGGGGAAGAUUGCGUUAUCUGUUGGGGUGGUAUGUGAAUUGGAGUGGGUCUAGGGUGAUGGUGUUGACGUGAGCCAUGACCAGCCUUUCAAAGCAUAUUAUGGUUACAGAUAUGAGCGCUACGGGGCGAUAGUCAUUUAGACAGGUUACCUUGGCGUUCUUGGGCACAGGGACUAUGGUGGUCUGCUUGAAACAUGUAGGUAUUACAGACUCCGUCAGGGAAAGGUUGAAAAUGUCAGUUAAGACUCCUGCCAGCUGGCCAGCGCAUGCUCAGUGUACUCAUCCUGGUAAUCUGUUUUAAGGAAUACUGUGAAACAUCUUUCCACUAUUAGUGCCAGAGAUAUUGCCUUUUUUUCUGAAAUGACAAUGGAACAAUAAAAAUCCUAUAUGUAGCACCUUUUUUAAAUAUUAUUUUUGUCUGUUUAGGUGAGCGUGGCGAUCGGCUGUGCCACACGGGACCGCACUGUGGCGUUCGCCAGCACCUUCGCUGCCUUCCUGUCCCGGGCCUACGACCAUAUCAGAAUGGCUGCAGUCUCCGAGUCUAACAUCAACCUGGCUGGGUCACACUGUGGAGUCUCCAUCGGUCAGUACUGUGUGUGUGUCAGUCUUGUGCCCUUGACUGAGUCCAAUCUCACUGAUUCUCCCUCCACCAAUCAAACUCUACUCCCCUUCCUUCAACAACCAAUCACACUCCAAUUCCCGUUCCCUUGGACAUACUGCCAAAUUCUCUAAAAUGACGGAGGUGGCUUAUGGUAGAGAAAUGAACAUUAAUUCUCAGGCAACAGCUCUCGUGGACAUUCCACCAUGCAAAAUAAAAUUGAGAAAAUGAAUCCAUAAUUGUACUGUGUAAUGAGGUGCAAAUGUGUAUCGGACUACUUCAGCAGAGGUAGCUAUCACUCCCAGCCACGUUGUAAUCUUCGAGUCCUUGAACAUUUUGGUCGUUUAUAUACAAUUUAUCCACCACUAGACGAACAUUCUGCUUCUCUGCUCUGAGCCUUUUGAAAGUGGGGUACAGGGCGCGUCGUCUCUCCACUAUUUCAUGGGGAAAUUGUUCAUUAAUAGAGAAUGGGGUGUUCUUCAGUUCCCUGCCCUGUUGGCAAUCUUCAUUUUGUAGUGAGUUAGCAUAGCUACGAUCGGACGGGGCCUCCCCUCCACCACUGAAACGGUCAGCCCUUUGACAAUCUAUUGUAUUCCCCUGUUCGUCCGUCAUCUUGAGAUUACGUUUCAUGAACACCUUGACUUUAUCCUCUGUUGACUGAUAGUUUUCCUCCUCCUUUAUUCCCAUUAUAACAAUAUUAUUCUUCAUACUUCUGCACUUUAGAUCAUGUAAUGUAAUUAGUCUUUCAUUGUUUUAUAAUAAUAAUAUAUCAUACUGUAGUGUCUUAGGGAGCCACGGUAGUUGUUUUAUCAUACCGUAGUGUCUUAGGGAGCCACGGUAGUUGUUUUAUCAUACCGUAGUGUCUUAGGGAGCCACGGUAUUUGUUUUAUCAUACCGUAGUGUCUUAGGGAGCCACGGUAUUUGUUUUAUCAUACCGUAGUGUCUUAGGGAGCCACGGUAGUUGUUUUAUCAUACCGUAGUGUCUUAGGGAGCCACGGUAGUUGUUUUAUCAUACCGUAGUGUCUUAGGGAGGCCACGGUAGUUGUUUUAUCAUACCGUAGUGUCUUAGGGAGCCACGGUAGUUGUUUUAUCAUACCGUAGUGUCUUAGGGAGCCACGGUAGUUGUUUUAUCAUACCGUAGUGUCUUAGGGAGCCAUGGUAGUUGUUUUAUCAUACCGUAGUGUCUUAGGGAGCCACGGUAGUUGUUUUAUCAUACCGUAGUGUCUUAGGGAGCCACGGUAGUUGUUUUAUCAUACCGUAGUGUCUUAGGGAGGCCACGGUAGUUGUUUUAUCAUACCGUAGUGUCUUAGGGAGGCCACGGUAGUUGUUUUAUCAUACUGUAGUGUCUUAGGGAGUCCACGGUAGUUGUUUUAUCAUACUGUAGUGUCUUAGGGAGUCCACGGUAGUUGUUUUAUCAUACCGUAGUGUCUUAGGGAGGCCACGGUAGUUGUUUUAUCAUACCGUAGUGUCUUAGGGAGGGCCCCGGUAGUUGUUUUAUCAUACCGUAGUGUCUUAGGGAGCCAUGGUAGUUGUUUUAUCAUACCGUAGUGUCUUAGGGAGCCACAGUAUUUUUUUCAUAACUAUUUUCCACUUGUAUUUUUUUCAUUCUUAACCGUAAUUCUUGACCAUGUUUUUAAUCAACCUCAGUAGCCUAGGAUAGCCACGCAGUUUUUAAUGCUCACUCAUGCUUUAAGCAAAGUGUUUAAUCUUCUUGGAGACUAUUGUUUAUAACAACCGUAGUCUCCACAGGUAAUUUUGAUUUUAACCGGGCUUGGGCUGCCCGGUAUGUUUCUCGAGGUCUGAGCCACGGUAUUUUUUCACCUUCGAUGGCCCCGUGUUUUAAUAUUUCUUAGCGGAUCAGGAAGUGUUAUCUAAAUACUCAGGUUCUUAUUGAUCCAGAGUUUUGUUUCACAGGUUUAUGAGCCACUCAAUUUUACGACGUGCUUAGGAGCCACGGUAGUGUUAUGACCGUAGUGUCUCAAGCCCCGAGUGUGUCUUUAGACAUACCUGAUUUUCCUAGAUGGCCACGAUGAGUUAUUCCUAGUUCUUUGCAGUAUUGUUUUAAACAUACCGUAUUUUCUGGGGCAUGAUUAGUGUGUUUUCAAUAUAGUGUUUCCUCUGUAGUUGUUUUAUCAUAUUUUCGGGCAAGUAUGAAGCCUGUGCAGAAGCCACUGGUAGUGUUAAAUACCCGAUGUACUUAGGGAAAAACACUCAUUGUUUUAUUCAUAUAAGUCUUAUGGACACGGUAUUUUUUACAAGUAUGUCUUAGGGAAUUGGUAUCUGUUUUAAUCAUACCUGAGUGUCUUAGGGAGCCACCAUACUUGCAAAGCUCAUUUUCCCAACUUGGUAUUGGGUUCCAUUCCUUUAUUUAAUGUAAUUAUUCUGUUUUAAGCCAUUAAUCCCCCAGUUUAUGCCAGCAAUAGAUCCAGGCAGUUUUAUGUCAUCACUUGAAGAUCGCUGUUUUAAUUUCUGGAGACAUAGUUAUAAAAACGUCCCCCUCCAAUGUUACAUUUUGAAUUUUAAACGGCGGCUUCCCCUCAGUUUCGCUCGGAGCUCGAUGAACGGUCUUCUCUUGUUCACUUCGAUGUAGCUGAUUUUAUUUUUCGCGCGUAUCAAAAUGCUGAUCAAUAAAUAGCUCAAGGUUCUCUCUAUUAUCCAGAGUCUUUUGUUUCACAGUUAUCAGCUAAUCAAUUUUACGUGCCUACCACGCUGCAACCUGCCACGUCAUCAAGCCCCGAUGCUGUCUUCGUAGGACAGAUAGCUCUGACUUUCUUCCAUAGUGCCAACGAUGAAGUUAUUCAUGUUCUUAGCUUUGUUUUGAAAAUAGAGGUAAAAAUAUUCUGGGGAUGAUUAUGUGCAUCUUCAAUAAGUGUUCCUCUUUAGUGUAUUUGACUAUAUGUCGCAAGUAAAAGCCUUGGCAAAAGCCUCUGGAAGGUUAAAAUAACCCUGAGACUUAGAAAAAGGAAAGUAUGACAUCUUCCUAUGAAUUUUAUUUGCCCAUAUAAAGUCUUAUGACAGAGUAUACUUUUUUAAAGAAUGUCUUCGACGGGGUAAUUUGGUAUUACUGAAAAUAAAUGCAACAACUUGGGGAGCCAUUCCAGACUUGGGGAGCCAUUCCAGACUUGGGGAGCCAUUCCAGACUUGGGGAGCCAUUCCAUUCUAGAGCUUUAUUCUACCUGUAAAUUUUAUGGGAAGAUUAUUCCAUUUAAUUAAAUCUGCUUUCAUAUUAAGUAAUGGAAUGAAUUUUGUAUUUGUCACUAAUAAUGAUCCUAAGUAUUGAAUGUUUUGUGGUUCACUUGAAGGAUCGCUGACUUCUUCUUCUUAUUAUUUCAUCAUUUUCCGCGUAAAAAAUAUGUAUUUAACAAAGGGGGCAUUGAGUUUACAAUAUUGGUCAGGUAUAUCAGAUCAUCAAUCAAUCAAUCAAUCAAUUUUAUUUUAUAUAGCCCUUCUUACAUCAGCUAAUAUCUCGAAGUGCUGUACAGAAACCCAGCCUAAAACCCCAAACAGCUAGUAAUGCAGGUGUAGAAGCACGGUGGCUAGGAAAAACUCCCUAGAAAGGCGAAAACCUAGGAAGAAACCUAGAGAGGAACCAGGCUAUGAGGGGUGGCCAGUCCUCUUCUGGCUGUGCCGGUUGGAGAUUAUAACAGAACCAUGCCAAGAUGUUCAAAAAUGUUCAUAAGUGACAAGCAUGGUCAAAUAAUAAUCAGGAAUAAAUCUCAGUUGGCUUUUCAUAGCCGAUCAUUAAGAGUUUGAAAACAGCAGGUCUGGGACAGGUAGGGGUUCCAUAACCGCAGGCAGAACAGUUGAAACUGGAAUAGCAGCAAGGCCAGGCGGACUGGGGACAGCAAGGAGUCACCACGGCCGGUAGUCCCAACGUAUGGUCCUAGGGCUCAAGUCUCUCAGUUGGCUUUUCAUAGCCGAUCAUUAAGAGUUGAAAACAGCAGGUCUGGGACAGGUAGGGGUUUCGUAGCCGCAGGCAGAACAGUUGAAACUGGAAUAGCAGCAAGGCCAGGCGGACUGGGGACAGCAAGGUGUCAUCAUCUGCAAGUAAGUUUAGUUGAUAUUCGUGUUUACUGAUGCCUGUUAUGUGUUACUUCCUGUCCCCAGGUGAGGAUGGCCCCUCCCAGAUGGCAUUGGAGGACAUUGCCAUGUUUCGCGCUAUCCCAACAUGCACUGUGUUCUACCCCAGCGACGGCGUCUCCACUGAGAGGUCUGUGGAGCUGGCUGCCAACACCAAGGUCAGGAUGUUAUUUAUAUGGGGGAUAACAUGUGGAGCUGGCUGCUAACACCAAGGUCAGGAUGUUAUUUAUAUGGGGGAUAACAUGUGGAGCUGGCUGCUAACACCAAGGUCAGGAUGUUAUUUAUAUGGAGGAUAACAUGUGGAGCUGGCUGCUAACACCAAGGUCAGGAUGUUAUUUAUAUGGAGGAUAACAUGUGGAGCUGGCUGCUAACACCAAGGUCAGGAUGUUAUUUAUAUGGGGGAUAACAUGUGGAGCUGGCUGCUAACACCAAGGUCAGGAUGUUAUUUAUAUGGGGGAUAACAUGUGGAGCUGGCUGCUAACACCAAGGUCAGGAUGUUAUUUAUAUGGAGGAUAACAUGUGGAGCUGGCUGCUAACACCAAGGUCAGGAUGUUAUUUAUAUGGGGGAUAACAUGUGGAGCUGGCUGCUAACACCAAGGUCAGGAUGUUAUUUAUAUGGAGGAUAACAUGUGGAGCUGGCUGCUAACACCAAGGUCAGGAUGUUAUUUAUAUGGGGGAUAACAUGUGGAGCUGGCUGCUAACACCAAGGUCAGGAUGUUAUUUAUAUGGGGGAUAACAUGUGGAGCUGGCUGCUAACACCAAGGUCAGGAUGUUAUUUAUAUGGGGGAUAACAUGUGGAGCUGGCUGCUAACACCAAGGUCAGGAUGUUAUUUAUAUGGGGGAUAACAUCUUCCCAGCUCUGCAGAGACAGAAUCAUUAGAUCAUUUGUUUUGGUUCUGUCCAUUUUGUAGCUUGUUUUUGGACACAGGUCCAGGAAUGGCUAAAGGAUUGCAAUAUUUACCUGGAGCUAACCCUGCAGAUAGCACUACUGGGUGAUCUGAAAAGUCAUAGUCAAUCGAUCAAUAAUAUAAUAAUACUUUUAGCAAAAAUGUUUGUGAAUUAAAAAUAAUCUGUAGAAGCAAUGAGAAUAGAAAGGUUCAGAACUUUUGUAAAACAUCACAGUACAGUUGAAAUAUAUAUGGCAAAUAGAAAUCCUAUAUGGAUGGUGUUAAGAGAUAGAUGGGAGGUAUUGAAUAGAGUUGCAGGAUGGGACUAAUAACUAAUAACAAGAUAACUAAUAAUGUAAGCAUACUGUGUCCAUAAUAAGUAUAUAGGUUGUAUGUUGGGAGCUUUUGGGAAAAGAGCACAGUUAGAAAGAUAUGGAAUAUAGAAGCAAACCGGAUGGACAUCAUGAAAAUGAUCGGAGGAAGUUCAGGAGUAAAAACAAACAAAAUAUAAUUAUUGUAGAAUAAAAUGUGUAUAUAGUAUGUAUGGGCUGGAAGUAGAGGCCAAAGCGUUGUUGGUCACUAGUUUACUCCGAUUGGGGAAGGGUUGGAAAGGAAAGGGAAAUACAAUCUAAAUAAGGAUGUGUGUGUAUAAAAAAUUAAACCCACCAAGGUCAGAACCUAUUUUUAUUCCUAAAUGGCACCAUAGUCACUCUUUAGUGCACUAUUUUAGUCACACUAUCACUAAUUUCAACCAGGCCCCACUGCUAAGCCAUAGCCUAUUAGUAUGACGGAGCCCGAGGGGGGACUAGCGGUAUGACGGAGCCCGAGGGGGGACUAGCGGUAUGACGGCGCCCGAGGGGGGACUAGCGGUAUGACGGCGCCCGAGGGGGGACUAGCGGAAUGACGGCGCCCGAGGGGGGACUAGCGGUAUGACGGCGCCCGAGGGGGACUAGCGGUAUGACGGAGCCCGAGGGGGGACUAGCGGUAUGACGGAGCCCGAGGGGGGACUAGCGGUGUGACGGAGCCCGAGGGGGGACUAGCGGUAUGACGGAGCCCGAGGGGGGACUAGCGGUAUGACGGAGCCCGAGGGGGACUAGCGGUAUGACGGAGCCCGAGGGGGGACUAGCGGUAUGAACUAAGCCUUGUGUGUUCCAGGGUAUCUGUUUUAAACUAAGCCUUGUGUGUUCCAGGGUAUCUGUUUUAUCCGACUCACCAGACCAGAACUGAAGGUUGUCUACGACCCCAAAGAGAAGUUUGAGGUGGGCGUGGCCAAGGUGUUGCGUCAGUCCGACAGCGACAAGGUGACUGUGAUCGGAGCUGGAGUGACUCUGCAUGAAGCCCUGACUGCUGCUGACGAACUGGCCAGCGAGGGUAAGAGCUCCCCCUGGUGGCCUGGUCCUGGAUUCACAAAACCUGUGACAGAAGCCAGAGCUUACCCACGAUGUUGCACAACGAUUUUAAGUCAAAAAGUCAUUGUUCUAGUCGUAUGAGACAUUUGAGAUUGAAGUGGGAACUUUUUUUUAUAUAAGCCAAAUUGUGAUAUUUUUCCACUAAUUGGUCUCUUGAUGUAUUAGAUCUUUCUGAAUGACCCAGUAGUUAACUAAGUCACUGUAGUAAAACAAUAGCAAAUGCUAUUUGAUGAGGAAGAAUUAUGGCUCAUUAGUGUUGUCUUUGUGUACCGUGGUGUCUUGUUUGUGUGUAGGAGUGAACAUCCGUGUGAUUGACCCGUUCACCAUCAAGCCCCUGGAUGCCGCCACCAUCGUAUCGAGCGCCCGCGCCACCGGAGGGAGAAUCAUCACCGUAGAGGACCACUACAGAGAGGGUGGGGACACGUGCUGCACAUUGGCCCUCUGAGAGAGGAACAGCUUAGCCCUCUGAAUCGCUCUCUGUGUGUUCUAACUCCACCCCCUCUGUCACCAGGUGGUCUGGGGGAGGCGGUGCUGUCCGCGGUGGGGGAGGAGCCUGGUAUCAUGGUGACGCGCCUGGCGGUGAACCGCAUACCCCGGAGUGGAAAACCUCAGGAGCUCCUGGACCUGUACGGCAUCAGCGCCAAACACAUCGCCAAUGCCGUGCGCCAGACCUUCGCUAACUGAGACAGCCUAUGGACCCUGGUCUAAAGUAGUGCA
Coregonus sp. 'balchen' is the source of this 17737-nucleotide messenger RNA. Lineage: Eukaryota; Metazoa; Chordata; Actinopteri; Salmoniformes; Salmonidae. The record is from the annotation of a GenBank genome assembly.